This is a messenger RNA of Symbiodinium natans, 354 nucleotides long. Lineage: Eukaryota; Dinophyceae; Suessiales; Symbiodiniaceae. The record is from the annotation of a GenBank genome assembly.
AUGUCUGGAGCUGCCGCCCUGUCCAAGUUUGGGCAAUACAUCGAAGCAUACAACCAGCACGACAUCGAUUGCGUGCUCUCGUUUCUGGCCGACGACAUCCAAGUCUUCGUCAACGAUGACCUGGCAGCCGAGGGAGCAGAAGCACUGCGGCCAAGCUAUGUGUCCGACUUCGAUGAAAAGAAGAAGGUGACAGUUGUCAAGGAUCCUUCGAUUGUGAACGAAGACGAAGUGUCGGCAACAGUAGCCGUGACGCUGAACACAGGCAAAGUUCAGCUGGAUGUCUUGUACGUAUUCCGACUGCCAGAUCUGAAGCAAGUUAAGCACAAGCUGUCGAACAUUGUGAACCUGGACUGA